UAAUAGCUGCAAAAUCGGCAGUGACCGCCAAGUGUGAAUAUAUCCUUACAAGGAAAGAACACAAAAAGAAACAGGUCUUGAGGUGCUGUGAGGCGGUGCAUACAGAAGGGCAGGAGUGCAUGAUGGUGGUUGUACUCCAUUACAGCCUGGACUGCAUCCACGGAUCAGUUCAGAAGGGUGCUGCUCACCGCCUCCAAAGCCUGUUCUCCAAUGAGGGGCGGACUACAAGUCCCAGCGCGCCCCUCCUCUCACCCACACCCAGGCAGCAGCGGCAGGAGGUUACGGAGCUCUCAGUCAGAAAAGGCAGGCGGGCGGGCUCGGCACACACACUAUCCACUCCUCACAUCUACACGGCUGAGCGUGCUGCAGCCGGGCCCCGGACAGUCCCCCCACCGGGGCCACUGGCUCCUGCAGCCCGACAUGGAGGACCCUGAGAGGGAGACGAGGUACGCGGCGCUCUUCAGCCAGCUGGACGCCAACAAGGACGGACGAGUGGACAUCAACGAGCUGAGGGAAGGGCUGGAGGCGCUGGGCAUGAGAGGCUGCCACAACGCGGAGCAGGAGAUCCUACGCGCCGGGGACACUGAUCUGGACGGGCAGCUGGAUUUUGAUGAGUUCACCAGAUACCUGGCGGAAAGAGAGAAGAGGCUCCUCAUCAUGUUCAACAGCCUGGACCGCAACAACGAUGGUCACAUUGAUGCGUCGGAGAUCCAGGAAUGUUUUCUCGGACUUGGGGUUAACAUUAACCUGACCCAGGCCCACAAGAUCCUGCAGAGCAUGGAUCGUAAUGGCACAUUAACCAUUGACUGGCUGGAAUGGAGAGAUCAUUUCCUACUGAAUCCCCUGCACAAUAUGGAGGAUGUGGUCACCUACUGGAAGCAUUCCUCUAUGCUUGACAUAGGGGAGUCCCUCGCCGUUCCAGAUGAAUUUUCCCAAAAGGAGAUCCGAACCGGCACAUGGUGGAAGCAGCUUCUAGCCGGAGGAGUGGCGGGGGCCGUGUCCAGGACAGGAACGGCCCCUCUGGACAGGCUGAAAGUACUAAUGCAGGUCCAUGGGACAAGAUCUAACGGCCUCUCGAUGCUGAAAGGUCUGAUGGGGAUGAUCGAGGAAGGAGGGAUCCGAUCGCUUUGGCGGGGGAAUGGCAUAAACGUAUUGAAGAUUGCACCGGAGUCUGCUAUCAAGUUCAUGGCAUACGAGCAGAUCAAGAAGCUUAUCCGGGGCCAGCACGAGACCUUGAGGGUGAGGGAGAGAUUCGUCGCUGGGUCCCUGGCCGGUGCCAUAGCCCAGACUCUGAUCUAUCCAAUGGAGGUCCUGAAGACGAGGCUGGCUCUCCGCCGCACCGGUCAGUACUCGGGAAUGUCGGACUGCGCUCGACAAAUCCUGCGCACAGAAGGGGUCAGAGCGUACUUCAAGGGCUACCUCCCAAACCUGCUGGGCAUUGUGCCAUAUGCAGGCAUUGACCUGGCAGUGUAUGAGACGCUGAAAAACACAUGGUUACAGAGGUACCAGACGGGCUCCAGCCCUAACCCAGGCGUCCUCGUGUUACUGGCGUGUGGCACCAUUUCUAGCACAUGCGGCCAGAUUGCCAGCUAUCCUUUAGCCUUGGUUCGGACACGCAUGCAGGCGCAAGCUUCCAUCCAGGGGUCUCCGCAGCUCUCCAUGGUGGAUCUGUUUCGUUACAUUGUGGCUCACGAAGGGGUCCUCGGCCUGUAUCGAGGGAUCGCCCCCAACUUCAUGAAGGUGAUCCCUGCGGUCAGCAUCAGCUACGUCGUCUAUGAGAAUAUGAAGCGCGUGCUGGGCGUGACCAGCCGGUGAGACCGCGGACACCAGCGAUGGAGGGACUCCGGUAUUAUCCCACCCAUAAGCUGAAAGAAAGGUUACUUCGCAUCUGGGGACCCCUUUUUUUAUAAAGGGCGUCUUUUGUAAUACUGCCACAUUUCACUCACUUCACCCUGGAUGGGGCGACUAUCACGGCCUCGCCCCGAAGACGAAGGUCAUUUUAUACUGAAUGUAUAUUUUUCACGUCAUAUUUUUCUUUUUUGAAGAAUGUACCCCGCGCCACACACUGAAUGUAAAUGACCACUCUGCCACCAGGGGGCGCUGGGUCCUAGUCUAGAGCAAUGGUUCUCAACCUGCUGGAGCUACAACCUGCAGUAAGCACGCUGGGAGUUGUAGUUUCACACCAGGUUAGAUGCCACAAGUGCUCUAGGGGGGGGGGGGGAUGGGGGGUUUUAGCCGUCCACAUUUUAGCUCCGCCUCCAACGCUAUUAAUUCUUCUUUUAAUGAAUGUUAAUGACUUUUUAUUUUUAGGCAGUCAGUGGAAGGUGAAUGUAUUUAUUGCAGCGUGUGAGAGAGAACGUGUCGUCAGGUCACCGGAGAAAGUAUUAAUUUAUUUCUACGGGUCAUAGAACAAAUCCUGUCCAGGUACCGGGGAGGCAGGGCUCCGCCCACUUCAUACCGUCACGUAGGAUACGUUAUGCGGACUGAAGACCAAUACUGUACACCUGCAGAGCCUUGCAAUCUAAAGGUGUGUGGAUGUGCCUGUCUCUCUGCAGAGCAUCGCACUGUGUUGUGUCAGGGAGGGAGGUGCACAUCAAUACAGAAUAUCUGCAGAGCAUUGCACAUCAGCCAGUAUCCAUGGGUGGAAACGGCAAUGAGUUUGGAGUCUGCAGCACAUUUCAUUGUAAUCUGUGCAUGGUGUGAGCUGUUAUUGUACAUCUGCAGACCAUUGCUCCUCAGCCCGUGUAUAUUGGGUGCAAAUAUACGAAAGUGUACCUGUACAUCCUGUAACAUGCCUGUACUGCAGCCAGUGCUUUUAUAUCUGUGGUGGCUAAUAUCUGCAGAGCAUUUCAACCUGACAUGGGGCAUCUGUGCUGUUACUGUAUGUGGAAAGUUAGCUAAGGUUUUAAAGUGAUGCUGUGUUCCUGCAGAGCAUUACAUCCUAGCUUUUAGUCACAUCUGCUGAAUAUUCACGCGACUAUGCUCUGCGGCCUGUAUAUUUUGGUUUUAAACACGUACUGUAUAUCUGCAGAGCAUUUCAUCACACCCCUGGUAUUUUUGUGUAGGUUAUUUACAUGGAAUCGUCCUGAGAAUAAUCUAUGUCUUGUACAUGGAGAGUGGCAGUCCUGCUGCUGCAGAGCAUUGUGCCACUGCUGUCUGGGUGUGCUUUUUGCACUGUUACUGUGCCUCUGCAGAGCAUUAUGCUUCACCACUGGAGGGCUGCUGCCCGCACUGUUACUGAGAUUACCCCAUUAACAGUAAGGGGUGUGUACACCCCACACUACUGCGAGUAACUUCUACACUGAAUAAAACCCAUUUCAGAUUCUUCAA
Molecule: messenger RNA, 3330 nt
Organism: Bufo bufo (common toad)
Lineage: Eukaryota; Metazoa; Chordata; Amphibia; Anura; Bufonidae
Product: calcium-binding mitochondrial carrier protein SCaMC-3-like
Exons: 10
Coding region: 211-1815 (534 amino acids)
Biological process (GO): transmembrane transport
Cellular component (GO): mitochondrial inner membrane
Molecular function (GO): ATP transmembrane transporter activity; calcium ion binding
Source: RefSeq, a predicted model, not a curated record